Molecule: messenger RNA, 5034 nt
Organism: Dictyostelium discoideum AX4
Lineage: Eukaryota; Evosea; Eumycetozoa; Dictyosteliales; Dictyosteliaceae
Exons: 2
Coding region: 1-5034 (1677 amino acids)
Biological process (GO): RNA processing; tRNA methylation
Molecular function (GO): tRNA (guanine) methyltransferase activity; tRNA (guanine(18)-2'-O-ribose)-methyltransferase activity; RNA binding
Source: RefSeq, a predicted model, not a curated record
AUGAUUACCACAAUACAACAAAUUGAAACUUUUUCAAAAAGUUUAAAUAAAAAUAGUAUUGAUAGUGAUAAAAAUGAAAUUUAUGAUUCAUUUUUAGAUUGCAUUUUAAUAAUUGAUGAUAAUAAUAAUAAUAAUAAUAUUCUUGAACAAUUAAUUGAAAAAUUAAAAUCGAUUUCAAAUAUUGAAUAUUUAAAUAGUAAUAAUAUAAAUUAUCACUUUAUAAAAUUAUUAUUAAUUUCAAUUCAAAGAAUAAUAAAUAAUAAUAAAAAUGAUAAAAAUAAUAAUAAUAAUAAUAAUAAUAAAUUAUAUAAAUCAUUGUUUAAUACAUAUAUUGAAAUAUUAGAAAUAUCAAAAAUAAUAUUAAAUCAAGAUGAAAAUCAUUUAAAUAAAGUUAAAAUUUUAGAAAUGGUUAUUAAUAAUAUUAAAGAUACAUUAUCUUUAAAUAUUAUUGAAAAUAGUUUUGAAAUUGUAAAUGAUUUAUUAGAGAAAUCAAAUUUAUCAAUGAUAUCAAUUUUAGAAGAAAAUGAUGAAAAUAAUAUUCAUUUUAAUGUUUUAUUUAAUUUAUUAAAUAAAAUUUAUAAUGAAUUAAAUAAUAAUAAUAACAAUAAUAAUAAAGAAAUUUUAUUAGUAAUUAAUAAAUUUAGAGAUAUUUUUAUAAAGAAUUCAAUUGAAUUAUUAAAGAAAUCAAUAGAUACAGAUAUUAGAAAUGGUAUUAUUUCAACUUUAUUAUUACCAUUAGUUAAUGAUUCAAUUGAAACUUUUAAUAUGGUUAAAGAAUUUGCAUAUAAAAUGAUUUCUGAUCCACCUGAAUCAUUAUUCGUUUCAUUAGUUAAAUCUGAAGGUUUUAAAUUAUUAUCAAAUCUUUUUAAUUCAUUUUAUAAGAAUUUAAUAUUUGAUCCAAUUUUUUGGCAAUCUAUAAUUAAUGGACUUAAUGAUAUUAAUGAUUCAUUAAAUAGAAAAAGAUCAAGUUAUUUAUUAAAGAAAUCAAUAAAGAUAUCAAUUGAAAAAGAGAAUGAAAUUUCAACAUGGGGUGAUAAUUGGAGUAAAUAUUUUAAAUGGAGUAAAGAAGAUAGUGAAAAAUUACAAAAACUUUGGAAUACAUUCUUUUUGAUUUAUGAAUCAUUAGAUGAUUUUACAAUUCAUUUAAUUCAACCAGUAUGGAAAGAAAUUGAUUCAUUAGUAAUUGGAUCAUCAUCAUCAUCACCAAUGUCAUCACCAUCAUCAAAAGAAGGAUUAGAUUUUGAAUGGGUUGAAAUUUUAUUUAAACGUUGUUUAAAUCAUCAAAACCCAGCAGUUAUUAAAGUUUUAAUAAUUGAUGUUUUAAAUUCUAAACAAUAUAUUCCAUAUUUACCAAUUGAAUUUAUUAGUGGUACUUUAAUUCAAUCAAUUUCAAAUGCAGCUCUAUAUAAAGGUGUAACAGAAUCAACUAUUCAUGUUGCCACUAUUAAUUUCUUUACAAAUUAUUAUCAAUCAUUAUCAACAAUUAAAGAGAAAUCAAAAUUCAUUCAAACAAUAAUCAAUUGUUUGGUUGUUAAUCAUUUUCAAAAGGAAUUAUUAGUUAAUAUUAUAAAAUUCAUUGAAACUAUUACAAAUCAACAAAAAUUGAAAUUAACAGUUUUAAAUAAUGAAUUUUUUCCAGUGUUUUUAAAUUUUUUCGAAAUUUCAAUUAAAAGAUUACAUAGUAAUGUUCGUAAUAGAAUUUAUAAAUCAAUUAUUAAAUCAUUAAUUUAUUUAUGUGAUGAAAAUAAUCAAGAUUAUCAACAACUUGAUUUUAAUAAUAAAUCAAAAAUAAUUUAUUCAAUUCCAUUACAUUUUCAUACAAAUUUAAAAUAUAAUCAAUUAUUAAAUAAUUGGUUAAAUUCAAUUAAUCAUAAUGAAAAUAAUAAUUUAAAUAAUAUAAAAUUAAUUUUAAAUAAUUAUAAAAUUGAAGAAAAAGAUAACUUAAUAAUAAUUGAUAAAGAUAUAAUAAUUAAAAUUAAACAAGAAUCAUUUAUAAUUUCAAGAAUGAUUUUAUAUUUAAAUUCAAAAGAAUUUUCAGAAAUUAUAAAUGAAAUAUUAAUUGAAAUUUCAAAAUUAAUGAUUAAAGAUUCUACAUGCAAAUUUGGAUUGGAGAAUAUGUCAUUUAAUAAAUUUAUUAUAUUAUUAGGUUCAAUUUUAUCAAUUACAGAAUUAUCAAAUCAAAUUGAAACUUUGAAACCAUUAUUUAUAAAUACUGAAAAUUUUUAUGAAAGCUUUUUAGAUUUCUUAUUAAAUAAUUUUAAAAAUCAACAACUUUUAAAUCAAUUACAAUCAAAUUAUAUACCAACUUUAGAAAUUGAAGAAUCUUUAUAUUUAAUUCAAUCAUUUAUUAUUGAAAAUAUUUUAAAUGAUAAUAAUUUAAAAAGUUAUAAAAUUAAAUUAAAUAAUUAUUUAAAUCAAAUUUUUAAUAAUAAUAAUAUUGAUAAAAAUAAUAAUAAUAAUAAUAAUAUUAAAAUUGAAAUUCAAAAAGUAAUUUAUAUUCAAAAAUUAUUUGGUAUUUUUAAAGAACGUUCAAAUAUAAGUAAAUUAUUUAAAGUUGAAGAAAUUGAAAAAUUAAUAGAUUUUAUUUUUAAUAUAACAAUUCAAAAACCAAAACAACAACAACAAGAACAAUAUGAUCAUUCAAUUAAAGAAACAUUAGGAUUAUGGGGUAAUAUUAAUUCAUAUUUUAUAAAAACAAAAUGGAUGUUAAUUAGAAAUUUAUUAACAUGUCAAUCAGAAAUAAUGAAGAAUGAAAAUCAAUCAUUAGAUCAAUCAAAAUUAUUAAUAGAGAAAUCAAGUAAUUAUUUAGAGAUAUUAAUUGAUGAUUUAAGUGGUUCAAAUUUUUAUUGUUCUCAACCAAUAUUUCAUUGUUUAACUAUUCUUUUACCAAUUGGAACAAAAAGAAAAGAUGGUAAAAUUGGUUUUAACAAAGAAUUAUUUGAAAAUUGUUUAUCAUAUGCAUGGACAUCAGUUAUGGAUAGUGGUACAUUAACAUUUAUUGGUUCAUUUAUUCAAUUAGCUUAUCAACAUGAUAUUUUAUCUGUUUGUAUUAAUGAAGAAGAAGAAGAGGAUGAUGAAGAGGAAAUUUUUAAUCAUCAUAAUUUAUUAAAAGAAUAUUUUUAUAAAUUAUUAAAUCAAAGUUCAUUAGUAAUUGGAUUAUAUAAUUUAUUAAUUAUGAAAACUACAAUGAUUUGGAAAGAAUAUCCAGAGAUUGCAAUUCUUUAUGUUGAUGAAAUAUAUGAAUCACUUGUAUUUGGACCAACUAGAACUGCUGGUAAUGAAUUACAUCAAGAUGAUUUAGAAUUAACAUUUCAUGAUGCUUUAAUUGGUGUACCAACAUUUGUUUUUAAUUUACAUCAAGAUUCAAUUUGUGAAAGUGCUAAAGAUCAAAUUAAAUUUGGUUUUGGUAGUAUUCCACAUAAAGAUAGUUUUGGUAGAGCAAUUGCAACAGUUUUCCUUUAUGAAAUGGGUAAAUUAUCAAAAUCAUCAUCAUCUCAUCAUAUGAAUGAAAAUAAAAACAAAAUUAUUGAAUUUAUAAAUUUAAUUUCAAUGAAAUUAUUAAAUUCAAAUUUUGAUAAAGAAUUUUUAAAGAAAAAAGAAUAUAUUUUAAAUACACCAAUUCAUAGAUUAAAAGUUAGAAUUUGGCAAAGUUUAUGUAUUUUAUCAAAAUUUAUUCAACCAAAUUCAAAUGAACAAAUGAAUGAAAUUGGUAGUGCUAUCGUAAAGAUUUUCCAUUUAUUCAAUUUACCAUCAAUUAGAAAAUAUGUAAAUAUAUUUUUAGUAAACUUUAUGAAGAGACAUCAUGAAAUCAUUGAAAUACAUUUAAUUCAAUUAUUGGAUAAUUUAAAUGUACGUGGUGAUAUUUUAAGUUCAAUAGUUGUAACAGCAGGUUAUAUUCUUUUGAAUAUUGAAAAUAAUAAUCAACUUUAUCAAAAGGUUUUCAAUAGAAUUUUAUCAUUAACAACAUCUGGUCAUCAAGUGGUUAAAACUAUUGCCUCUUCAAUCAUUGUACAAAUCUAUGAUACCGAUAAUAAAUUAGCAGAGAAAUUAAGUUCCGAUAGUACAAUGUUGGCAUUUUUAAAACAAUUACAUUAUUUUUUCACUAAUAAUCAACAAGCAUUUAAAUCAUUGGAAAAACAAAAACAAGUUAUGGAUUUAGAAAAGAAAAAUCAAUUUUCAAGUUCAAGUUUUCAAAAUGUUUUCUAUGAUACACCAGUUUUAGAACAAUUAUCUCCAAGUGAAAUAAUUUCACCAGGUAUAUUUGAAUUUUUAUUAUCAUCAAAUGAUUAUUCAAUUGGUAAUCCACUUGAAAAACAAUUACGUGAUAAAUUAUUAGAAAAAUCAAAAUAUUUACCAAAAGUUAUUGGUGUUGACAAUGGUAAUGAAAAUGAUAGUGAUGAUGAUGAUGAAAAUCAUAAAGAAAAUAAUAUUAAAAAAUUAAUUUCAAAUACUGAUGAUAUUGAUGAAUAUAUUGAUAAUAAUCCAACAAGUUAUCAAAAGAAAAUUUUACCUUGGUCAAAUGAUUUAGAUUUAGAAACUCGUGAUGAAUUAGUAGUGAAAAAAGCAAGACAAAGUAUAAUUAUUGUCGCUAGUUUUAUUGAUAAAAUACCAAAUUUAGCUGGUUUAGCAAGAACUUGUGAAAUCUUUAAUAUUGAAUGUUUGGUUGUAUCUGAUUUGAAAAUUCGUGAUAAUAAAGAAUUUCAAAAUAUAACUGUUACCGCUGAAAAAUGGUUACCAAUGGAAGAAGUUGCAGAGAAUGAUUUAAAGCAAUACCUUUUAUUAAAGAAAUCUCAGGGUUAUAGUUUAUUAGGAGUUGAACAAACCUCUUCAAGUGUUUUAUUAAAUAAAUUUGAGUUUCCUCAAAAAUCAGUUUUAGUUUUGGGUAAAGAAAAAGAAGGUAUCCCAACUGAAUUCAUUAAUUUAUUAGAUAAAUGUAUUGAAAUUCCACAAUUAGGUAUCAUUAGGAGUUUAAAUGUUCAUGUUAGUGGUUCUUUAAUGAUUUGGGAUUACUUUAGACAACAAUUAAAUAAAUAA